GCGGCUUAAACCCUUUUGUCACCUCCGCCGCGGCCUCCCUCGUCUCCUCCGUCUCGUCGCCUUCUAGGGUUUUUGCCGCCGCCAUGGCGACGGCGUCGCGCGCGCUCCUCCUCUCCCGAGCGGCGCUCUCGCCUCUCCCCGCUGCAGCCGCGUCCCGCCGCGUCCCCGUCCUCCUGCGCCCGCUCGCCGCGGCCGCGACGCUCCUCCCCGCGCCGGCGCCGGCGCCGGCGCGGUGCUACGCGACGCAGCCGGCGACGUCCUCGCUGCGGGACUCGUCCCCCAGCUGGAGCAACCGCCCGCCCAAGGAGACGAUCCUCCUCGACGGGUGCGACUUCGAGCACUGGCUCGUCGUCAUGGAGCCGCCCCCCGGCGACGCCGCCAACCCCGAAGUCACCCGCGACGAGAUCAUCGAAAGCUACAUUAAGACGCUCGCGCAGGUCGUCGGGAGUGAGGAAGAAGCGAGGCACAAGAUAUACUCGGUAUCAACUCGACAUUACUUUGCCUUUGGUGCCCUUGUAUCUGAGGAACUUUCUUACAAACUUAAAGAAUUGCCCAAGGUCCGCUGGGUUCUUCCUGAUUCAUACUUGGAUGUGAAAAAUAAAGACUAUGGAGGAGAACCCUUUAUAAACGGUGAAGCUGUUCCUUAUGACCCUAAAUACCAUGAGGAGUGGGUCAGAAACAAUGCCCGUGCCAAUGAAAGAUCUCGGCGCAAUGAUAGACCCCGCAACUUCGACAGGUCAAGGAACUUUGAGAGGAGAAGGGACAACAUGCAGAAUUUCCAGAACAGAGAUGCACCUCCACCUGGGCAGGGUUUCAACAGCCCCCCACCUCCACCUGGGCAGGGUUUCAACAGUCCCCCACCACCUGGCCAGAACCCGAUGCCACCCCGUGAAGGCCCUCCUAUGCACCAUGCCCAGGGCAAAAUGCCUCCUCCGCCACCACCUCCGCACACUCCUGGUGGCCCUCCAAAUUUCCAGCCCCAGAUGCCAAACCCACAGGUGGGCUACACCCCUGGCGGUGCACCUCACUAUCAGCAAGGCGGUCCUCCUGGGUACCGAGGCAGUAACCAAGGUUACCAAGGUAAUCCAGGCCCAUCUUACCCAGGCGCCAACUCUGGAUACCAAGGUGGCGUGCCAGGGUACCAAAGUGGCAACCCACCACCCCCUUACCAGGGAGGCAACCCACCGUACCAAGGUGGUGGCAAUCCUGGCUACAGUGGUGGUGGUGCACCAGGCUAUCCAGGUCAAGGAGGGAACUCGAACUACCAAUGAGGAUGACCACGAGUUUAUGCAGGCGCCCCAGUUCCAGUAGACUCUUCUGGAAGAGAUGGUGUGCAGUAGUAUAAAUUGAACCCUUGUUGCCGUCUGAAUUUCAUGGAUUAUCGCUGUAUUCACCUAAUUCUUCUAUAAUGCUCGAACUUUUAGAGCAACUUCAACAGCCAUGCUAUCACACCCUCCAUAGCA
Messenger RNA from Phragmites australis (common reed), 1463 nucleotides. RefSeq names its product multiple organellar RNA editing factor 8, chloroplastic/mitochondrial-like. The record is from RefSeq and is a predicted model, not a curated record. NCBI's taxonomy places the organism in Eukaryota, Viridiplantae, Streptophyta, Magnoliopsida, Poales, Poaceae. The transcript has 4 exons. Gene Ontology annotation, cellular component: mitochondrion. Gene Ontology annotation, biological process: cytidine to uridine editing; mitochondrial mRNA modification. The coding region runs from base 84 to 1271 and encodes 395 amino acids.